Anopheles coluzzii is the source of this 1485-nucleotide messenger RNA. RefSeq lists its product as uncharacterized. The transcript is spliced from 2 exons. Lineage: Eukaryota; Metazoa; Arthropoda; Insecta; Diptera; Culicidae. The record is from RefSeq and is a predicted model, not a curated record. Bases 77 to 1165 code for a protein of 362 amino acids. Gene Ontology annotation, molecular function: nucleic acid binding; zinc ion binding.
AAAACCUUGCUCCGUAAAAAACUCGUUUGGAAUAAAACCUUAGUUUACAUCUCAGAAGUGGGAUUAAUCUACAAGUAUGCCUACAACAGAAGAAAUAAAAUGGUCAUUAGACGCAGCUGGUAUUGAAUACCCAGAGACGGCAAAGGCGACGCAACUACGACAAUUGUUUGCAGACAACGUGAAGAAGACAACAAGUCAGGAAAUGGCGGCUGAUAAAACACGUGGAGAUGGUGAUGACAUAACCUCAAAUGACGAAGCCGCUGCUAUAGCCUCACUCGAAAUGAAAGUAAAACGCCUGGAGCUAGAAAAAAAACUUUUAUCUUUAGAAGAAGAAAUAGCUGAGCUUCAACCAACUCACCUUAAACCAAUAUCGAUGAAUACUAUUCAAUAUAUAGAAACAAUAGUGCCAAAGUUCACCGGAGAAGGCGAUGAAGAUGUGUGUGCUUGGAUUCGUUCCCUUGAGGACAUUUUCGUUAUGACAAACGUCCCAGAGCCUCAAAAACUGCCGCUUUUGCGUCGAUCGUUAACGAGCACAGCUGUUUUAUUGGCACAAACUACUAAAUCAAAAAAUUACGAGGAGUUGAAGGGCGAAUUGCUAAAAGAAUUUAACAACAAGCCUUCUAAAGAAGUCAUCUAUAAAAAUCUUAGAGCACGCCAUCUGAACGCUAACGAAACAACGCUUAGAUAUUUGUUAGACAUGCAACACAUUGCAGCGGCAGCUUCAAUUCCGGAAAACGAACUGGUGCAUAUCAUCAUUGACGGUCUCGGUGACCCCAUACAUACUGCAUCCAUGCGAUUCAUGGCAAAAUCGAUCGAGACGCUGAAACCUCUAUUGAAAGAGUAUGAAUAUAUACGAACACGUGUACAGACAACGGUCCAGAAAUCGUCUGUUCAACAACCACGAGUCCAGAUUGCGCGAGCUGAACCAAACCAGUCGACUCCCAGAUGCCUUAAUUGCCGGAAAUAUGGACAUUCGGAAAACUUCUGCCGCAUGCCGAUUCGACUUCCGGGGUCCUGUUUCAAGUGCGGUCAGACUGAUCAUGUCUAUCGAAAUUGUCCUCAACGGGUUCAGCAGAUUGCCGUUACUACAAAUGGUCCUGAACAUCUAGAAACAACGCCUGUGACGGAACCAGUUUUUACUCUUAACGCCAACCAAGAGCCCUAAAAGCUUCGUUAAUGAAAACGUUCUCCCUAAAUCUCUUGUUGGAGAACCUAGGACGUCCAUGUUGCGAGGAAUAGGAGGCCCAAAUUUAUUAACGUUAGGAUUUGUGGAGAUGCGAGUACAACUUGCCAAGACCACGAUACGUCACACCUUUAUCGUCCUUCCAAAAAUAUACAUGGAAUGGCCAAUGAUUCUUGGUAGAGAUGCAUUAUCCAAGUUAAAUAUUCAACUCAAUCAGAUACAAAAUACGUACACUAUAAACACUUUAUUGAACAUGAAUAAUAUGAAAAAGCUGCCUUUAAUAAAAACGAAUUUAUAUCAAA